AUGUCCGACUUCUCAGACUUUGAUCCAGCUAAUAUAAGCUCUUCUAGUGAAGAAGAAGUCCCUGCUAAAAGAAAGCCACAAGAAAGCAUAGAAAAGCUUGAAAAAGAGUCAAAAUUGCCAAACCCAUUAGAACUUUUAGCAAAAGCAAGAUCUUAUAAGCCGAUAAAAGUGUCGCAGGAAAAGACAAAGGUUAAGACAAAUCCGUAUGAAAAUGCAGUGAUUAAAAAAGAGCCGGUAAUGAAGGCAAAUGAAUCAGAUGCAUUGGAGCAGUAUGAUUAUUUUGCGAAUGCUGGAGAUGCAGUUUUGGAGCAUUGGAAUGCACCUCAGGAACUUCCUGAUAAAGAAAAGCCACUUGAUAAGAGGAAAUUUAUAAGAAAGCAGGACUUCAGGAAGAAAAAAGUUGAAGGGCUGACUGGUGUAAAAGCUAAAGAAUUUUUGAAGCGGCAAAAAGGACAAAGCACUUGGAAAAGAUGGAAAACUGAUGAAGAAGUUCAAAUGAGGCAGAAUUAUGACAGCUAA
Messenger RNA from Blepharisma stoltei, 519 nucleotides. The record is from the annotation of a GenBank genome assembly. NCBI's taxonomy places the organism in Eukaryota, Ciliophora, Heterotrichea, Heterotrichida, Blepharismidae.